This is a messenger RNA of Polistes dominula (European paper wasp), 4732 nucleotides long. RefSeq lists its product as uncharacterized. The record is from RefSeq and is a predicted model, not a curated record. Gene Ontology annotation, biological process: regulation of apoptotic process. Lineage: Eukaryota; Metazoa; Arthropoda; Insecta; Hymenoptera; Vespidae. Gene Ontology annotation, molecular function: p53 binding. Gene Ontology annotation, cellular component: nucleus.
AUCGUAUAAUACACAUGAAUAAACUAUAAAAAAAGAAGAAGAAUAGGAAGAAGAAGUUGAUAACUGUUCUGAGUUUGAAAACACAAGACCAGAUAAGGAAGAAGAAAAAGAAGAAGAAAAAGAAAAAAGAAGAGGAGUAGGAGGAAUAGAAAAAGAGGAAAUAGUAGAAGGGGGGAGACAUUUGUGAAUAAAUUAAAUAUCGCCUAAUUGCGUCUAAAUUGGCGCAUAAGCGAUAAACAAAAUAAUAGCAACGAUAUCGGAAAUAAAGAACAAAGAUAAGAGGAAAAUUGAUAUUUCCUCAAAGAACUUAUUAGUAAGUUCUUCAACGGGAGACGGACAGAGAACAACCAUGUUGGCUUGCGUAUAUCCUGCGGAAAACUUCAAAACCAAGACGGUUACUGUUAAAUUACGUCAUGGAAGAUCAAGGAGAAAGCCGAAACUGUUGUCUGUUAAGGAGAAACUUCCGGAUUGCAAGGAACCCGAUGCCAAUGAGAAUGCUCGCUUCGAGAAUGAGUUACCAGUGGGCGGGGGUGGUGCUGUGCUGGUGCUCAGCGAGCUUGAAAGCAUGGCGGCCAGGCAACAACGGGAAAUCGCUCAACAGAGGCGUCUCCUUGAACAAAAGGAGGCCCGUCUAGCCGUGCUUCGAGGCGCACAGGAGCCAGCACAGCAGGACAAACUCGCUAGAUUGAGGCACAGACUUGACCAGCAACAGAGUAAGCUGAAUCGUCUGCGGUUACUCAGAUCUCAGACCGACCAGUCACGAGCCAACAACGCAACGUUGACAUCGGACCUGGAUUGUAUAAGAGCUCUGUUCAAUGAAAAGGAAAAAGAGCUUUCCCUGGCGGUGGCGAAGGUCGAAGAGCUGACGCGACAAUUGGAAGAAUUAAGGGGUCGUCAGAACGGUGGUGGUACCGGAACGGGGGUUGGUGGUGGAGGUGGGGUCGCCGGUACCGGACCUGGUGGUAUCGCUGCGGGACACUUGUCGACACCAGCCAGUGCUGAACUCGAAAAACUUAGAAGGGAACUCAUGUAUCGCAACAAGAUGAACGAGCAACAAAAUCAAGUAGUAUCACAACAGAGAUUAGCACUGGCUCAGAGACAAGCAGAAAUGGCGUCUAUCGAUGCAAGGAUAGCGCAACUUCAGGGUCGAUUGCAACGUAAAAGAGCAUUGAAUCAACGAUUAAGCCAACAACUUGGUUCGACGAAUCGUACGAACGCAACUACGAACACCGUUUUCACGGAAACUAAACUCGAUUUUAAUGCCGGUAAUAAAGCGAGACCUACGGGUAACAUUGCAGCGAUCGAACCUUACUCGCACAUACCUAACGACAAUGAUUUCAAUCUUAAUAAAAAUGAUCCGAAGUAUCAGACGUUACCGUACAACACCAAGUUUACCGUGAAUUUCAAAGCCGUCGAAGAUGACGUUAAUAAAAAUAAGAUACAACACAGCGCGAGUGCCUCACAACUCGGACAGAGGACUGCCUUUCAACAAUUCGGUCAUCAAAUCGCCCACAGCCAGUCGCAGUCACACAUACAAGGUCAGUCUCAACCCCUUGGAUCGAAUCAACAGCAACAACAGCAGCAUAAUCAAAAUCUUGGUAACCAGACUGCCAAUUUGCAGGGAAACUGCAACAACAAUACCAACAUGACCGGCAACAACAACAAUAAUCACAAUAACAAUAAUAAUAAUAAUAACAAUAAUAAUAGCAAUAACAAUCUCAUCGGCUCGACACACAAUAAUUUCACGCAGGAGAAUUUGUCACAGAACUUUAGGAUUCAUGCUCAUAACCAACAAUCACAGUUGCAACAACAACAACAACAACAGGCACAGCACGGUAAUACUCAAACGAAGCAAUACAAUUCAACGAGUUCCUCGAGUUCUAGUUUAGGCUCAGCACCGUCCAUCACUCAGGCCCAUAAUCAUCGAAAUCUACAGACACAUCAAAAACCGGUGUCGAGCGUGGCACCAAGUUUUCCUGUUAAAUCUUUAAUUUAUCAAACGUCCUCGACUAAGAUCAAUCCUGUGAUGCCGCAGACCCUCAGUCUGAUAGGUCGAGCCCACUCGACGACCCAAAACUUUGUGGGUUUGAGUGGGUCAAACAACAACAGUCAGCAACAGGCGAAUCAAACGGGGCAAGGAAACGUCAGUUCCACUCAAGAGUCUAAUUACGCGUCGAGGCACAAUUACGGAAGCAAUCAACAGCAGCCACAGCAGCAGCAACAACAACAACAACAACAACAACAACAACAACAACAACAUGGUACUGGUCAGACGAACACUCACGUAUCUUCUUCAACGAUUUAUCAAACCCAAAAUUCACCGAAUCUCGUGGCAAGCGUACAUGCCACUCCAAGUGUAACAACUCUAAAUAGUAAUACGAAUGUUCAACGAUACAAUCAAAACCAAAACGAAUCUCAGAAUGAUAAUAAAAAUAAAUUCGAGCCAACGAAAGUACAGGAUAAAUUCGAACACGUCUUGCCAUCUAAACACGAACAGCAGCAGCAACAACAACAACAACAACAAAUCAGAUACGAUGGAAAUCUCUUUAAAUACGAUAGUCAACAAAUGAAAUACGAUCAACCAUCAAAGAUGUACGAGCAAGGUAUUAAACACGAUCAGAAACACGAGAAUGGGCAAUCGAAACACGAGCAACACCAUAAUGCCAAAUACGAUUCCGGUCAAUCCUCGCAGCAAUACAAACACGAUCAACACGAGAAUCGAAAUUCGGUUAAAUACGAGCAACACGGUGGUAAUACAUCUUUCAAGCACGAGAUAACGAACAAUUCUCAACAAUUCAAGCAAGAGCAAACUAAAUACGAAUCGGGACAAAAUAAAUUCGAAUCGACGUCUUCGAAAUACGAACAAAGCACGACGAUCAAGCACGAUCACAACGUCAAGUUUGAACCACCUAGCAAGCUAUCGGAAAAGCCAUUCGAGUUUGAAAGGUUAAAGAACGAAAACGAGAGAAAGAAUUUGAAUGAAUUGAGAACAGAGGACAAGAUUAAGCCUGCGCUACCCCCAAAACCGAGCAAACCCAAUCCACCUCCUAGGCUGACUCAUCAUGACAAAAUCGAUGUAACUUCGGAUGGACUCAACGAUUGUAAAACGGCGGUUGUUGUUAGCAUUGGUUCCAGAACCGAGAAAGAAGAAGAUAUACCACCUAUUCCUACGUCGGAACCACCGGAAUCACCAACGGACUCUCAACUCAGUAAUCAUCAAAUUAUUAAGGCACGUCCGUUGACGUUGAAGAAGGCACCAAUUUCGGAACAACCUAAGUUGCGAUAUGCUAAAUCGAAUGUUCACGUGUCGAUAAAUCGACGCAUUGAAAUGCCCCCGGCUUUUCUUUUCCCGGAAACUGAAAUACCAGCGGACCUCAUGCAACCUGAACAGCAACAACAACAGCAACAACAGCAACAACAACAACAGCAACAACAACAGCAACAACAGCAACAACAACAACAACAGCAACAGCAACAACAACAGCAACAACAACAGCAACCGCAACCGCAACAGCAACAACAACAACAAUCUCAGCAAAUAAUCGACACGACGGACAGUAAUUGUAAGAAAAAUAAUACGAUUAUCGGCGAGGAUGUAAUUGGAAACGAAAAAUUAGAAGAGUCGGAUAUCAUUGAUGCUUUGAAUAUAAUCAACAUCGAGGAUAAACCUAAAUUAAAAAGUGACACGGAACGUAGAUUAGAAUUAGAUAUAGAUGGUAAGACGUCCGAAGUAAUGAGAAGGAAAAAAGGUAAUCUGAAGUCCAGCACGGGGAAAGCUAAUCUAUCGAGAAGAGUUUCCUUCGACCCACUUGCACUUCUCUUGGACGCCAGCCUAGAAGGUGAGCUCGAACUAGUGAAGAAAACCGCCAAAGAGGUUGCCAAUCCAAGCUCGGCCAAUGACGAGGGCAUAACCGCCCUUCACAACGCCAUAUGUGCUGGUCAUCUUGAAAUCGUGAAAUUUCUUGUUGAAUUUGGCUGCGAUGUUAAUGCUCAAGAUAGCGAUGGAUGGACACCCCUUCACUGUGCCGCGAGUUGCAACAAUCUCUCUAUGGUGAGAUUUUUGGUAGAACACGGUGCUUGCAUUUUUGCAACGACACUUUCCGAUCACGAAACAGCAGCGGAAAAAUGUGAAGAAGACGAAGAGGGCUUUGACGGAUGCUCGGAAUAUUUAUACAGUGUACAAGAGAAAUUAGGAAUUAUGAAUAAUGGUCAAGUGUAUGCGGUUUUUGAUUAUGAGGCGCAACAUAGUGACGAACUUUCUUUAAAAAAUGGUGAUUCUUUGGUCGUGCUUCGUAAAGGUGACGAUAACGAAAGAGAAUGGUGGUGGAGCAAAAUUGGACACAAAGAGGGCUAUGUACCUCGAAACUUACUGGGUUUGUAUCCUAGAGUACAACCAACAAAAACGGACUGAGGCACCUGAUGCCACAUCAUUCGUAAUAUCCGCUAAUAAUUAAUUAUUCAUUAUCACAGUAUUCGAUCAGCAGCUUUAUCUUAUUAAGUAUCGUAGUCCAUUGUCACACAUUACCAAUGUUGUUUUAUUUAAUAAUUACGUGUUAUCUCGCCGAAAGAAAACGAAUACAAAAUUCUGUAUAAUUUUUUUUUUAGAUUUUUUAAGAGAAUACACACAACGCGUGUAGAAGACAAAACGUCCAAGCCCAUACGUGUAUGUGUGCUGGGAUUUAACGUAUAAGUUAUUUUUAUUGACAAAUCUUUCUCUCUUUCUCUCUCUUUC